AGUUCAGAUUGGAGCCCAGUUGCCGAAGAUGAUAGAAUAGAUUCAAAGCACUGUUUGAAGACCCGGACCGACCCGGACGGUCGGACCGUCGCCCGUUGAAGAAAGCGGGUUAGGUCAACUAAUUAACCCGUAUGAGCAAUUGACCCGGGUUGGCUCGUCUGGAACCGGAUGGGUUUUAUAAACCCGGAAAAGAACCGGAACCCGGAACGGUUUGAAUGGGUCAGAAGCGGGUCAAAGGAGGGGCAAAAUUGGAAUUUUAAAAAUUAAAAAAAAACCCUUAUCUAUCAGUAUCUCUCGGAUUUCACUUUCAGAGUUUCAGGUUCAGAUUUCAGAUUCAGCCGGUACAGCUCGGUCUUCAGAUUUCACUCCCUACAGUCACGCCACCUCGCCCGCUCGCCGUCGCAGCUAGACUCAGAAGUUAGAAAGAAAUCAGGCAUCAGCGUAUCACGGUCUCGGUCUCGGUCUCGAUCUCUGUCUCAGUCUUCUCUUCUCUGUUCUCUCUCUAUCUCGCACGGUGGCCGGUGGGUUCUGUCGUUCUGGUCAGUCAUCGGCUCAUCGCACAUCGCCUCCUCAAAUCUCGGCCGUCUGGGUUCCGUUUCUGUGGGUCUCUUCUCUAUUCUCUCUCUGUGCAUUCACACCGAGACAGUCGGACUCUUCCCUCUCUGUGCAUUCACGCCAUUUCUGUGCAUUCACCGUCUUCGUCUUCUUUGUCUUCUUCACAGUCAGACUUUUCCCUCACUGUGCAUUCACACCGAGACAGUCAGAUACUCAACAUCCUUCAUUCUUCAUCUUCUUCAUUGAUCGUUGAUCGCUCUCUCUUUCUCUCUCUCAGUCCUGGUGUAGAAAAUGUCGUCAUCUGAUCAUGCAUCUACUGCUGCAUCUACUCAAUCUGUUAGAGCUAAAUCAGAUCCUACAUGGGAGCAUUGCACUCAAAUACCAAACGAAAAAGAAGGUGGCAAACCUCGCUUAAAAUGCUUGUAUUGUGCAAAGGAAUUUGCUGGUGGGGGAAUUAAUAGAAUGAAACAGCACCUUGCUGGGAAAAGAGGAGAUGCCAUUAGUUGUAAAAAUGUGCCUCAUGAUAUUCGCUUUCGAUUGGAGGAAAAUUUGAAAGAGAUUGAGGGAAAGAGAACAAAAAAACAAGAUAACCCAACAGAAACAGAGGAUAGUCUAUUUGGGGGGAAUGAUUCAAAUAUGGAAGAAAUGGCUCCUCUACAAUCUCAAGAAAGGGUGAUUGAAGCAAAUGUUCCAAGUUCUUCUCAAUCAAGAAAAAGGAAGGCAUCUGAAUCUUUAGAGAAGUUCUUUGCCCCAAGGACAACCCCGGGUGCACAACCAGGAAUAAGAAGUGCAUUUGCAGGUAAAGAAGCUUUGCAUAGAGCUGAUUUAGCUAUUGGUAGGUGGUUAUAUGAUUGUUGUAUUCCAAUAAAUGCUGUGAAUUCCAUUUACUACCAACCUAUGGUAAAUGCUAUUGCUGCUAUUGGUCCUGGUUAUAAAGCCCCAAAUUAUCAUGCUGUGAGAAGUAAAAUAUUGCAAGACAUGAAGAAGGAGGUUCAGUUACUAGUUGAUGAAUGCAGAAGUUUUUGGGCUGAAACUGGUUGUACUAUAAUGGCGGAUGGUUGGCAAGAUCAAAGAAAUAGGCAGUUGAUUAAUUUUCUUAUUUAUUGUCCUAGAGGAAUUGUUUUUAUUAAAUCUGUAGAUGCUUCAGAUAUAGUUAAGGAUGCUCAAAAUCUUUGCAAUUUAUUCAUGGACAUGGUUGCAUUUGCUGGUGCAAAUAAUAUUGUUCAUCUAGUAACUGAUAAUGCAGCUAAUUAUAAAGCUGCUGGGAGAUUAUUAAAUGACAAGUACCCUUCUAUUUUCUGGUCUCCUUGUGCUGCCCAUUGCUUAAAUUUGAUUUUGGCAGACAUAGGCAAGAUGGAGAUUGUUACUAGUUUAGCAGCACGUGCAUCUGUGGUUUCAAAAUUCAUAUAUAACCAUGCAUUUUUGCUAGCUUGGUUGAGGAAAAGAGAGGGUUGGGUAGAAAUUAUUCGCCCAGGGGCCACACGGUUUGCCACUACUUUCAUUGCUUUGAAGAGUAUCUAUGAGCACAAGCAUGAUAUACAAGCCUUGAUAACUAGUAAGGCAUUUAUGGACUCUAGAUACUCUAAGGAUCGAAAGGCUAAGGAUGUCACAAUGAUUGUGUUGGACAACAAAUUUUGGAAUGACUGUAAAAUUGUUGUUGAAAUUGUAAAACCACUCAUCCGAUUGUUGAGAAUUGUUGAUUCUGAUGAUAGGCCAUCACUUGGGUAUGUCUAUGAUGGUAUGUAUAGGGCAAGGAAAGCUAUAAAGAGUACUUUUUUGAAGAAAAAAUAUUUGUACAAGCCCUACACAAGGAUUAUUAAGAGAAGGUGGGAUUCUCAACUCCGACAAAAUCUUCAUGUAGCUGCUUAUGUCUUUAAUCCUGCCUUUCUUUAUGAUAAAGAAAACUUUUCUCAAAAGCCAGAGGUUAUGCAAGGAUAUCUUACUGUUAUAGAUAAGAAAGUCUCUUCUAAUAAGACCAAGUUCUUGCAAGAAGGCACACAAUAUCAGGAAAAGAGUGGUAGCUUCAGUCAUCCAUUGGCUAUUGAAUCUGUAAAAUCAAUGCGACCUGAUGAAUGGUGGCGAUAUUUUGGAAGUAGUUGUCCAAAUGUUAAAAACUUAGCCAUUAAAUUGUUAAGUCAAACUGCAUCUUCAUCAGGUUGUGAAAGGAAUUGGAGUGUCUUUGAAAGAAUACACUCCAAGAAAAGGAAUAGAUUAGAGCAUCAAAGGUUGAAUGAUCUUGUAUAUGUUCAUUACAAUUUUCGCUUAAAGAAUAGAGUUGCUAACAAGAGAAAAGCAACUGAUCCUGUUGAUUUUGAAAGUAUUGAUAAAAUUGAGUAUUGGGUAAUGGAAGAAGAUGAUCCUUCUUUACUUCAUGCUGAUGAGAUAGAAGGAGAUCUCCUUUAUGAUGAGCAAACACUACCAAGAGCUAUUAUUUCGUAGCAGGAAGAGGAAGGUUUGAAUUUGAAUUUUCUUGAGAGCUUUAUUACAUGCUGUCACUUUUAUUAUAUUGCUCCUAAUAAUGCUUUAAUCUGGUUUGAUUACUUUGAUGUAUUUGUUUAUGAAGAUGAUCAACAAAGAGUGAAUGUGGCAGAGGGUGAAGGGAUUGAUUUAGGAUCAUUUGGUCAGGAAGAUGAUGAUAGUUACAACUCAGAUGCUGAUGCUUUCGAGCCUAACCAUGCCUGGAUUAAUCAAGUGGAUUGACAAAGAUCUGCCAAUAUCUUUGGCAAGUAAUGAAAUUAUUAGUUAUCUUAUAAUGUUUGGCUUGUGGAUUAUAGAUUGUUGUACUUGUGAACUUGUUGCAUCAUGUUAAUGACUUGACCAGAACAUAUUAUGGUGUUUUUGUUGUAUUAAUGACUUAGGUGUUUUGAAA
Prosopis cineraria is the source of this 3424-nucleotide messenger RNA. RefSeq lists its product as uncharacterized. The record is from RefSeq and is a predicted model, not a curated record. Gene Ontology annotation, molecular function: protein dimerization activity; DNA binding. The transcript has 4 exons. Bases 847 to 2994 code for a protein of 715 amino acids. Lineage: Eukaryota; Viridiplantae; Streptophyta; Magnoliopsida; Fabales; Fabaceae.